AGUGAGUUUAGUUGAGUUAGAGCGGCGGCGGCGUGAAGGCUGGAGCCAAGCUGCUGCUUCCCUGCGCUGCUUCCCUCCUGCGUCCCCCAAAUGCUGCUGCUGCUGCUGCUGCAGUCUGCUGCACUGGUCCCGGCGGCGGCGAGUCCUCGCGCACGCGGAGCGGAGAGCUGAGAUGAAGCCGGACUCUGAUUGGCUGUGACUGUGACUGUUUUUUUUAAGCCAUUUUCAUUCAAAGCGGGUGUGUUUUUUGUGUGUGUUUUUUCUUUUUUUUGUUUGGGUUGUUUGCUGCCCACGAUCAUCAACAUGGCAGAGGCGUCCGUGUCACCAGGAGCAGCAGCAGCAUGGGCAGCAGCAGCAGCAGGGGCAGCAUUAGGGACCAGUGCAAAAAUGGCGUCACUGAUCCGGGUGCGAGCCGUGACUGUGAUUUUCCUGACCGUGGGCGCUUGUUUAGUCACCCCGACUCAGGGCAAGGAAAGCGGGGGGGAGGAGACGGUGAUCAUCGGCCUGCGCCUGGAGGACACGGACGACAUCUCGUUCAUGGACAGGGGCUACCUGCGGGUCAGCGAGAGGUCGCGUGUGCGGCUGCGCGUCUACGGGCAGAACAUCAACAACGAGACGUGGUCCAAGAUCGCUUUUACGGAGCAUGAGCGGGGACGGGCCGUGGCAGCCGGUGGGGCGGGUGGAGGUUCCGGAGGCGGAUCUGGUGGCGGGAGUUUGGACAACAAGAGCCAGGAGCAACAGCAGCAGCAACAGGAGGAGCAGAACCAGAACCAACCACCAUCAACGCACCACCAGCACCACCAUCACCCAUGCGGGAUCCGCACCUCGGACAUCCUCAUCCUGCCCAACAUCGUGCUGAACCGCAAGACCUCCGGCGUGGUGGAGAUCGAGGUGAAGCCCCUGCGCAAGACGGAGCGCAGCAAAGCCUACUACCUGUGCAUCGCCACCUCCACGUCGGCCGGUACGCACGACCCGUGGACGGAGAGCACGUGGAUCUACCACGAGGGCGAGGACACCAAAGUGAUCGUGGUGGAGGAAAGGAAGUUCCUGCUGCCUUUCUGGCUGCAGGUCAUCUUCAUCUCCAUGCUGCUCUGCCUGUCGGGCAUGUUCAGCGGUCUGAACCUGGGCCUGAUGGCUCUGGACCCCAUGGAGCUGCAGAUCGUGCAGAACUGCGGGACCGAGCGCGAGAAGAAUUACGCGCGCAAGAUCGAGCCGGUGCGCAGCCAGGGCAACUACCUGCUCUGCUCCCUGCUGCUGGGCAACGUCCUGGUGAACACCACCCUCACCAUCCUGCUGGACGACAUCGCCGGCAACGGCCUGAUCGCCGUGGUCAUGUCCACCAUAGGCAUCGUCAUCUUCGGCGAGAUCGUCCCGCAGGCCAUCUGCUCGCGCCACGGCCUGGCGGUGGGCGCCAACACCAUCUUCCUCACCAAGUUCUUCAUGCUGCUCACCUUCCCCGCCUCCUACCCGGUCAGCAAGCUGCUCGACUACCUGCUGGGCCAGGAGAUCGGCACCGUCUACAACCGCGAGAAGCUGCUGGAGAUGCUGCGCGUCACCGACCCCUACAACGACCUGGUCAAGGAGGAGCUCAACAUCAUCCAGGGCGCGCUGGAGCUGCGCACCAAGACGGUGGAUGACGUGAUGACGCCGCUGCGCGACUGCUUCAUGAUCGCCAGCGACGCCACGCUCGACUUCGGCACCAUGAGCGAGAUCAUGGAGAGUGGCUACACGCGCAUCCCCGUCUUCGAGGAGGAGCGCAGCAACAUCGUGGACCUGCUCUUCGUCAAGGACCUGGCCUUCGUCGACCCGGACGACAGCACGCCGCUCAAGACCAUCACCAAGUUCUACAGCCACCCGCUGCACUUCGUCUUCAACGACACCAAGCUGGACGCCAUGCUGGAGGAGUUCAAGAAAGGUAAAUCCCACCUGGCAAUAGUUCAGAGAGUCAACAAUGAGGGGGAAGGAGACCCGUUUUACGAGGUGCUCGGGAUUGUCACCUUGGAGGACGUUAUAGAAGAAAUAAUCAAGUCUGAAAUCCUGGACGAGACAGAUUUAUACACGGACAACAAAACAAAAAAGAGAAUCACCCAUCGGGAGAGGAAGCAGGAUUUCUCGGCCUUCAAGCCUACAGACAAUGAAAUGAAGGUUAAAAUAUCACCUCAGCUUCUACUGGCUACUCUGCGUUUCCUAGCAACAGAUAUAGAACCGUUCAGCCUGGUCCAGAUAUCUGAGAAGAUCCUCCUGAGGUUACUGAAGCAUCCCAACGUCAUCCAGGAGCUGAAAUUCAACGAUAAAAACAAGAAGGCCCUGGAGCAUUACCUCUACGUCCGCAACAAGCCUGUGGACUACUUCGUCCUCAUCCUGCAGGGAAAAGUGGAAGUGGAGGCGGGGAAGGAUGGGAUGAAGUUCGAAGCUGGCGCGUUUUCAUCCUACGGGAUGAUGGCCCUCACUGCUUCUCCAGUGCCUCUCUCCCUUUCUCGCAAUUGUGUGGUCAGUAGGUCUGAGUCACGUGCAGGAUCUCCAGAGAACAAGUCUCCUCCCAGGCCGUACGGACUGAACCACUCGGACUCUCUGAACCGGAGCGACCGCAAUGAAGUCAUUAACCCCCCACUGGGCAGCAGCAACAACCAGCUCAACUCCUUUCUGCAGAUCUACGCGCCGGACUACACAGUCAGAGCCAUCACAGACCUGCUAUAUGUCAAGGUGACUCGUCAGCAAUACCAGAAUGCCCUGAUGGCUUCGCGUAUGGACAAGACGCCGCAGUCAUCGGAAAGUGAGUACACCAAAAUCGAACUGACUCUCACCGAGCUCCACGACGGCAUGGCCGAAGAGACGGCCAUCCUCCUCAACCAGACGCAGAACUGCGUGGCCCACAAGAAGACAAACCACACGGUGCACAACGAGGGCGCCGUCUAGCCCCCACCGGGGUGGCCGGGCGGAGGGUUACGGAAGGGCGAGAAAAGAAGGCGCUUGUUUUUUUUUCCACCCCCUGAUCCGUCCCCCGCCACCCCCUGUAACAGUUGGACUCAGAGCUGCAACGUACUGCUCAGCAGCACCUGGGUUUUCCUGACCCCGUAUAAGACUGGGACAGCUGGUUCAGUUCCACAUAAACCCUGCUGUGUGCCUGUCCACCAGACCAAAGAGUUUGGAGCUUGGACACCCUCCCCUUCCGUGUAAAGGCCACGAGCCUACCGCUCGACUGUCCCAUCUAAGGUGCCGGGAAGGAUUGUGGGAUAGCGGAAGACCACAGACUCAAAAAAGGACCAUUUUUUUUCUCCGUUGGCCGAUACUGUCAUAUGGUGAGUCAAAGACUGUGCCAAAUACUGCUUUGAAGGAAACCAUGAACCCAAGAGCAUUUUCCUCCUGUAUUUAUUUAUUUUAUAAGUCUAUUGUAUAUAACAAACACACACAUUCACACACACACACACUCAUUCACACAGACACACAUGCUGUAUAUGUAUAUAGAAUUGAGAAGCAGUUAAUGCAGCUUCUUUGACUAUUCAGACAAAAUACUUUCAGCACAUCCUAAUGCACCUUUCAUGACAACAAAAUAAAAAAAAAAGGAAAGUCAUCAACCUACAAAAAUAUAACUUUUUGGCCACAGUCACCAAAGCUAAAUAUCCAUUUCAUGGAAAGAACACCUUACCAACUGUGAAGCAUGGUGGUGGAUGUAGCAUUAAUUUUAGGGGUUAUGCUGCCUCCGGUGCCAAUGGCAAUAUUGCACAGGUGAAGGGAAAAAUAUAUUUAAAUCUAGAAGAAAUACAACUGGAGGUUUUAAAAUGACCCUCACAGUCCCCUGAUCUAAACAUUUACAUCAAAAACAAAAUGUUCGUAAAUGUAUAGAACUUUACCCUUCAAAAAUACUCUAUACCAGAAGAUGAAGAUUUGACAUGGGCUUUUUUCUUUUCUUUUCUUUGGUGCUAAAAUUGCUUAGACAGGGUGGAGUCAUGUGACUUUACAUUCAGUAGUAUAUUUUAUUAAGAGGACAGUACAUGAACACACACAGUGUGUUAUUUACAUUCUUGAUUAAUUUUUUGACAAAAUUACAGCAGAUUCAAGGUUCUGAAUGCUGUUUUUGAUCCAUAUUUCAUUUAAGGAAAUAUGGACUACGUAUGGACUUUGUAAGGUGUCUAAAUAUGUAUUUAGCUUUUUGACCAGACAGAAUUUUUUGUCUAAACUUUCCUAAAUUUACUUCUUUUUUUUUUUCAUAUAAAAAAAUAAUGAAUAGAAUGCAAAAGUGCGAUUGAUAAACACAGUUUUCGAAAUUGUAUCUCAGGGCAGGUCCCCGAGAACAAAUUCACCAAUAUUUUGUCCUGAACUUGUUUGUUUGCCAAGGUUUUAUUUUAGCCCUCAUUCCUCUCAUCCACUCAUAUUUAUUUUUACAUCCACCCAAGCCAUAGAGUUUAGACAUUUGCCAAACGUCCUGUUUGUUGUUUUUCAUCCCUUGUUCUUUCCAAUUUAGCUGCACAACCUCCUUUUUCAGUAAAAAUGGUUUAUUUUACUAUGAUAUGACAAAAUAGCUGUGCAUUAGGGUUUGCUGAAUAUUUACUUUACCAGUGAAGGUUUGGACACACCUUAACUUAAGUGUUUUUUCAUUAUUUAAAGAUGUUCAGCAUUGUUGAUUAAUACUAGAGUCAUCCAAACUAUGAAGAAAAACAUGCAGAAUUAUUUAGUAAACAAAACAAUUAUUAAACAAACCAGAAAAUGUUUUAUGUUUUACAUUCUUCAAAGUAGCACCUCCUGCAUAGAUGACAGCUUUGCACAUCCUGAGUUAAUUACUUAAAUUUCUUGCCCUCUUAAUGUGUAUGAGAGUAUCAGUUGUGUUGUGAAGUGUCAGUCAAUCUGAAAAAUGUCAAGAACUUCUCAAGUGCAGUUGCAAAGACCAUCAAAAACAUUAUGAUGAAACUGGCACUCAUCAGGACCACCCCAGGAAAGGAAGACCAAGAGUUACUUCUGUUGCACAGGAUAAGUUCAUCAGAGUUACCAGCCUCAGAAACCGCAAAUUAAUAUCAACCCAGAAUAGAUUUGGUUUGUUUAACAACAUCAUUAACAACAUCAUUAUGUGUUCCUUCAUAGUCUGACUUAAGUAUUAAAAACACUGAAUGAGAAAGUGUGUCCAAACUUUUGACUGGUACUGUGGAAAGUGAUAUACAGUGUUUUAUAUUUAUGAUUAGCUACAGAGGCAGUUCAUUUACUACUUCUCAAUUCAAAUAAACAAAAACACAACAAAAUGUGUCUACUGGCAGACGUGCCCAAACGUCCACAUACCGCUGUAUAUAUUUAUAUAUAUUAAAUCUCUAUAUAUAUACAGAAAACAUGACUGUGGAUAUAAUUAUUAUUAUUAUUAUUAUUAUUAGCACAUGCCAAGAACACACUUUGUAAAAUUCAUGUGUGUACUGUAUAUGUGUGUACAUGUGCCUUCGCGCGUAUGGAUGUUAUACCAUGCACAUGCCGGCUAUAUAUAAUACAUUGCUGUGUGUGUACUGGUGAGGGUCUUUUACAUAUAUGUAUAUUGCAGAUAUUGUUAUUUUUACUAUUCUAAAUCAGGCAUAUGGUACAGAACAUUUUACACCUUUUUAUCACAUUUUGCCUUUUAAAAAAUCAUAUUAAUUUUUUUAACAAGUGCAAUGAACCAUAUUCUAUUUAAAAGAUGAUCUAUUGAGAUGUAUAUACAUAAUAGAUAUGAUCUAUUAUGUAUAUAUACAGUUCUUGGAAAAAUUAAGAGACCAUUUCAGUUUCUGAAACAGUUUCUCUGAUUUUGCUAUUUAUAGGUUUAUGAACAUUGUUGUUUUAUUCUAUAAACUUUGGACAGCAUUUCUCCCAAAAUUACCAAUAAAUAUAUUGUCAUUUAGAGCAUUUAUGUGCAGAAAAUAAGAGAUGGCUACAAUAAUUUAAAAAAAGAUGCAGACCUCAAAUAAUGCAAAGAAAACAAGUUUAAAUUCAUAAAGUUUUAAGAGUUCAGAAAUCAAUAUUUGGUGGAAUAACUCUGGUUUUUAAUCACAGUUUUCAUGCAUCUUGGCAUGUUCUCCUCCACCAGUCUUACACACUGCUUUUGGAUAUCUUUAUGCCUUUACUCCUGGUGCAACAAUUCAAGCAGUUCAGCUUGGUUUGAUGCUUGUGAUCAUCCAUCUUUCUCUUGAUUAUAUUUAUCAUUUUAAGUGGUCUCUUAUUUUUUCCAGAGCUGUAUAUAUGUGUGUGUGUUGUAAAUUAUAGAUAUAUUUGUAUGCAUUCACUCAAGUCUCAAGUUUUGUGUUCAGUCCCAAAUGUGUUGUGUAAUCUCUGUUUCACCAGCAGCGUGCCUAUAAACAAAAAAGAGCCUAAUUUAUUUGUAUCCCUGCCUCCUUCGCGUGGGAUACGAGCGUGCGGCUAAACGCAGCCCAAUCAACUGAAAGAUUCUAUUACUAUGCAUUCUGUGUGUAAGUGAUUCCUAAUUGCCUUGAUGGUCGCAUACAGUGAACUAGCAACUACUUGCUUAUACCUACAUGACAACAGCAACUGCGGCUUUUAAACCAUUGCGCUGAUGGUUUAAAACCAUUUCACAUUAAAAAGACUCUAUAAAGACUCCA
This is a messenger RNA of Astyanax mexicanus (Mexican tetra), 6566 nucleotides long. RefSeq names its product cyclin and CBS domain divalent metal cation transport mediator 2b (gene cnnm2b). Lineage: Eukaryota; Metazoa; Chordata; Actinopteri; Characiformes; Acestrorhamphidae. Gene Ontology annotation, cellular component: plasma membrane. The transcript is spliced from 8 exons. The record is from RefSeq and is a predicted model, not a curated record. The coding region runs from base 304 to 2916 and encodes 870 amino acids. Gene Ontology annotation, molecular function: magnesium ion transmembrane transporter activity. Gene Ontology annotation, biological process: magnesium ion homeostasis; transport.